Molecule: messenger RNA, 1721 nt
Organism: Capsaspora owczarzaki ATCC 30864
Lineage: Eukaryota; Filasterea; Ministeriida; Capsasporidae
Exons: 1
Coding region: 47-1576 (509 amino acids)
Biological process (GO): maturation of SSU-rRNA
Cellular component (GO): nucleus; 90S preribosome
Source: RefSeq, a predicted model, not a curated record
AUUUGGUCAUUCUCAUCACCAUCAUUCAUUGUUUGUUGGCUCGAAGAUGCCGCCAAAGAGCAGCAGCAGCAGCAGCAAGAAGAAGAAGGGCUCCGCGAGCGCAGUGACGCCGACCGAGCUGCUGCGACUGAGGCAGCAUCAGACACGCAUGGUGCAAUUGCGCAUUGUGCGCGAACGCAAGGAAGCACUGCGCCAGAAGCACCGCGAGGCGACCAUGCAGCAGGACGAGAGCGAGGACGAGGACGAGGACGAGGAUCAACGCAGCAAGACCAAGCCAGGCAAGGCACCGACACACAACACGGCAACCAGCUCGUCGGAUGCAGACGCAGAGGGCCUCGAGGGCACCGGCGGGGCAGCGGAGGAGGAGCAGGAAGUGGCUGCGGCGUCGAAGCGGAUGACGCCCACCAUGCUGCACCAUGAGGUCGUCCACCUGCAGCGCGAGAUCAAGCGCGCCAAGACGGCCGUGCUCCAGCGACUCACACGGGCUCAGUCGCAGCCGCCGCCUCAAGCCAAGCAAGCUGCGCCGCAGAAGCAGGAGCAACAGCAGCAGCAGCGCGAUCUGGAGCUCAUCCACGCUGCCAAGGCAGUCAAGCCGGAUGCGCUUGCUGCUCGCGUCAACACCGUGCUGCUAACGGCCGUCCCAAGACAGCAACCGGAAGACGGCAGUGGCAUCUUGCCGCACUCAAAGCUGGUCAAGCUGGUGGGCGAAGGAGCCGGCACGCCGACCGCCGCUAAGGCAGAGUCUCAGAUUCUCGGCUACAAGAGCGUUGUCGCCUUCUUGGGCAAAUUCCGUGGCGAGAAGCCUCCAGCCCCAGCACCCAAGCCACAGGACGCCAAGGCAGCUGCCAAGACGGCGGCCAAGGACAAGAAGAAGAACCAGAAGAAGCCAGCGGGCGGAGCAGCGCCCACUCCCGGCAGCUCAUUCUUUGUUUCCUCGCUGCGUGCGAGCGCUGACGGCGAAGAGUCUGACGAAGACGGUGACGACCAUGAGGAUGAUGAUGAGGAUGACGAGGAUGACGAGGUGGAUGACCGCCACGACCAUAUGAUUGCUGGCAGCAGCGACGACGACGACGACGACGUCGAAGAUAUGGAUAUUGACGACGACGAUGACGACAAUAGCCAGGAAUCGAAACGGCGCGCCGAGCGCUACUUGGCCAUGCGCAAAGCCAUCAAAGCGGAGACUGCGCCAAAGCGUGAUAAGGAGAAGGAGAAGGAAAAGAAGGAAAAGCAAGAGUUUUUCAAGCAAAAGCGACGAGAACAGGCGGAAUUCCGUCGGACGGGAGAGCGUCCAGCCACCAAGGCUGCACCUCCCAAAUCGAUGGGCAAGACCAAGUUCAGCGGGAAGGGCACCACUCCAAAGUCGGCAAACCGACGAUCGGAGCGCCGUGCAGGCCUCGCACCCGGCGGCAAAGGUGCGUCUGGCAAAGCUGCGCCACCAGCCAAGGCUGCUGCCCACUCGGCACAGCAGGAUGCCGUCGCGUCCCAUCCAUCGUGGGAGGCCAGUCGCAAGCGCAAAGAGCAAGAGCAAGCCGCCUUUGGUGCCUUCCAAGGCACCAAGAUUACCUUUGACGAUUGAUGAGGUUUGUUGUUGCUGUUGCUGUUGUAGUGUUAACGUUUCAGUGCGGUUGAUCCAGUACUGUCAUCGAAAGCAGUUUAUCCACAUUUCUAAAGGAGGUUGUCCACAAAAGUUCUCGUCAUUCUUUGGAGAUGGAAACAAAUCC